AUGGGAUCUCCCCAGAUCUGUGGCGUCGCCCUCAUCCUGCUCCUCACGGCGGCCAUCUCUACCGCCGCCAGCUCCUCGCCGGCAUUGCCCUCCAAAAAGGCCACCUUCAAGCCCACAUUGUCCACCUCCGCGACAGCCACCGGCGGGGGCGGCGGCGGCGGCGGAGGGAUCAACUCCAACUCGGUUCUGGUGGCGCUGUUGGACUCGCAGUACACGGAGCUGGCGGAGCUGGUGGAGAAGGCCCUCCUCCUCCCAACCCUAGAAGACGCCGUCGGCCGCCACAACCUCACCAUCCUUGCCCCCCGCAACGAGGCCAUGGAGAGGGAGCUCGACACCGAGUUCCGCAGGUUCCUCCUCGAACCAGGCAACCUCCCCUCCCUCCAGACCCUCCUCCUCUCCCAUGUCCUUCCCUCCCGCAUCCUCUCCUCUUCAUGGCCCCUCUCCUCCUCCGGCCACCGCCACCGCUCCCUCAACCCCUCCCACCACCUUCUCCUCCGCUCCGACCAGUCGCCGGCGACGGAGAGGAAGACGAAGCAGCAGCAGCAGCAGCUGCAGCUGCAGGUGGAUCUGGCGGCGCUUGUCCAUCCUGACGCCGUCGUCCGCCCCGACGGCGUCAUCCACGGUAUCGACCGCCUCCUCGUCCCCCGCUCCGUGCAGGAAGACUUCAACCGCCGCCGUAGCCUCUCCGCCAUCGCCGCCGUGAUCCCCGAGGGCGCCCCUGAAGUUGACCCCCGCACCCACCGCCUGAAGCACCCGGCACCGUCGGUCCCCGCCGGAGCCCCGCCGGCGCUGCCCAUCGCCGACGCGCUGGCCCCCGGCCCGGCGCUGGCCCCGGCACCUGCGCCGGGCCCCGGCGGCCCCCGCGGCCACUUCCACGGAAUGCGCCAGGUGAAGGACUUCAUCCACACGCUCCUCCAGUACGGCGGCUACAACGAGAUGGCCGAUAUACUCGUGAAUCUCACCUCGCUGGCGACGGAGAUGGGGCGGCUGGUCUCAGAGGGGUACGUUAUCACCGUGCUGGCCCCCAACGACGCGGCCAUGGCGAAGCUCACCGCCGAUCAGCUGAGCGAACCAGGCGCGCCGGAGCAGAUCAUGUACUACCAUCUCAUCCCCGAGUACCAGACGGAGGAGAGCAUGUACAACGCGGUGCGCCGAUUUGGGAAGGUCCGCUACGACACGCUGCGGUUCCCUCACAAGGUGGUGGCCAGGGAGGCGGACGGCUCCGUGAAGUUCGGCCAUGGCGAGGGCUCUGCGUACCUGUUCGACCCGGAUAUCUACACCGAUGGGCGGAUCUCCGUGCAGGGCAUCGACGCUGUUCUCUUCCCACCAGACGAGGUCCCCUCCUCCACCGUCUCGCCGGCCGUCAAGAAGGCGCCGCCCGCCAAGGCCGCCGCCGGCCCCCGGAGAGGUCAGUACUGCCCUCUGCAACAACUUUUUCUUCUUCUUCUUCUUCUUCUUCUUCCUCCGCCGCCGCCGGCGCUUGCCGGAGCUGGGUAGGUAUGGCCGCCGGCGAGAUCGCCGACGGUGAAGCUAACCUGGGCGGUUGGCGAAUCACUUUUUUUGCUUUUAUUUUUUGUUUUUUUUGGCGUGCCGGUGGGGAAAAGGAACCCUUUUUCUUUUUUUCGUCUCCAAACCGGGAUUUUUUUCCUAUUUGUUCCCCAAGUUAUCCAACCGACGGCCAUUUUCUCUCGAUUACAUUGUAUUAAACAGGCUUUAUUUUUAUUGUUUUCUCCACCGGGGAUGCGUCGGUGUCCGCAUGGGCUGGCUCCCGGCUGGUUGCCUUCGUCGUCGUCUUCCUCCGCCCGCUUCGCUGGCUUUCACGGCGGCGGCGGUGGGGUCGCCGUCGGUCGCCGCCGUGUUCUUCCUCUACUAGGGCAUCUGGGCUGACGUGAAUGUCGAUGAGCAGGGAGGUUGAUGGAGGCGGCCUGCGGAGUCUUGGGGGCGCUGGGCCAGCGGUCUCGCUACGCCACCUGCCAGUGA
Spirodela intermedia is the source of this 1980-nucleotide messenger RNA. The record is from the annotation of a GenBank genome assembly. Lineage: Eukaryota; Viridiplantae; Streptophyta; Magnoliopsida; Alismatales; Araceae.